Messenger RNA from Phytophthora nicotianae INRA-310, 2238 nucleotides. RefSeq lists its product as hypothetical. The transcript has a single exon. Bases 1 to 2238 code for a protein of 745 amino acids. Gene Ontology annotation, molecular function: cysteine-type peptidase activity. Gene Ontology annotation, biological process: proteolysis. The record is from RefSeq and is a predicted model, not a curated record. Lineage: Eukaryota; Oomycota; Peronosporomycetes; Peronosporales; Peronosporaceae.
AUGUGGUGCGCAUUUGAGAGACAGAAUGUCGUGACCCUUGGAAACAACACAAACAACAGACUUGAAGCUUCGUGGGAACAGCUCAAGGACAUGGUGAACGCUUUUAUGGCGGUUGAUGAAUGUAUUGCGGGGAUUCUGUGUUACCAGCAUCAGCAGGAAAAGAGCUUCAAGAAUUGUGUGUACAAUCUUUCAGUCGUGUACGACCCCAAGUAUGACAGAGAAAUGCGUCAUCAUGCUAAACUGGUGAGCGAACACGCAUGUGAACUUGUUUACGACGAUUACUACUUUGCCAUUACCAAGGCGAAGUACAAGUUUCACGAAGCCGUGCCAGGAGUGUUUUUAAUCCAACACGAAUCGGACGAUGAAGACGCUCUAGAUGAAUCGCACAGUGAGUAUUCACUAACGAAGUCGGACUGGUCAUGCUCAUGCUUGUUCAUGACAUCAAGACUUCUGCCUAGCCGACAUGUAUUUUUCAUUCAAAAGGCCCUCCGCUGUGAAAACAUCAUUCCAACGCAUCUACUCAAUUCACGAUGGCUACGGAUAUCUCUACGUUCGGAUGCAGAAGUACCUCAAUUUACUGGAGAACCAUUUGGCGUAUCUCGUGUUCUGAAAGAAUCGACUACCUGUUGGGAUUCAAGCAGAAAAUUCAGAGAGGCGAACUAUUUGACUUCGUCAAUUAGUGAGCAUCUGAGUGGCUUAGGAAUGCGUGAAUACCGGGUUGCCAUGGCGACAUUACGUGAAGUUGAUGCUCGUUUCAGACAUGGGGAAUACGAUAUCAUUACCCGAACGGACUCUGGAUCUCGCGAGCUGACCAUAUCGGGUGAGUUGGGCACUGCUUCAGGUGGAUUGGGCUCUGGAUCGACAGAGUUGGAUUCGUGUUUGAGUGAUGUGAGGUCUGAUGGAAUAGUGGUGGGGACUGGAAUAUCCGAGAUGGGCGCGAGCUGUGACGAGUUGGUAUCAAACAACGCGGCUCUGGUAACGGAGCAACAUUUUACAGAUGAGGUUGGAUCUCGUGUCGAAGAGCAGGCUUCAUCCGGCAAUUUCAAUACACAAGUUCCUACUCUCUCGGUGGGAGGUUUAAAGUCUGAGUUCGAGAUAUUAAGCCCACCCAGAUCGAAAGGACGUCCUAAACAGAAAUCUCGAGCUGUGAAAGCUAAGCGUAAAAAGGCUGUUGCUAUGGUACAAGAAGACAUGGCGAUGCAUGAAAGACAGCGGAAUCUAGCGACAAUUCGCGAGAUACUUAAAGGUGCUCCAACGUAUGAGUCGUCUCACGAGUGCAUCUUGCAGUUCAAGGCGUAUCACUUCGAUCCAAAGCCCAAACCUCCAAUCGCUCAUAGGACGGCACUACUACCGCCCACAAAACCAGUGAUGAUGCCCAAAGAGAUUGUUCGAGUAUUUCCGAUGGAUUUACUGAACAAGUACAGGGCUAAAGUGACGGCCUACCAGCGAAAAAACCCUGGGACACCAGAAACGGACAUUGCGUUGGAGAUCCUUGGUGUUGGAAUCUUUGAAAAUUCGAUGUUAGCUCUCAUGCGACAGUGGCACGCGACUACCAAGACGUUGAAGAGGAUCCAGAGAGCACUCACAUGGAUUCAACAGCUCGAUUUCUAUCGACACACAAACGCGAGCUUUAAUGUGGAGAAAGAUCCCGAUCUGCCAAACAAGCUGAAGAAUAUUUCAAUUUUAGCAGUGGAGAAGACAGAAGUCUUGGAGUUGGCCGCAAAAGAAUGCCUUAGUGAUUCGGUUAUGCAAAUGGUACUGAGGAAGCAGUUUGGAGCCGACCCCAACGUGAAGGUCGUCGACCCUGCCUAUCUAGGUAUUUAUAAUGGGGAGAUUACAACGGAAACUUCUCAUUUUAGUAGAGUGUUGACUGGGGUGACAAAGGACACAAAGGCACUUUUCCCCAUCAACUGCAAUAACAAUCACUGGUGCGCUGUGUUGCUAGACUUUCAAGAUGGUAAGAGUUACAUUUACGACUCCAUGGCGUCAUCUUAUUUGAACACCGUCCGAGCCGCGGCUCAGAAAUUGAUUAUGAUGAUACCCGGCAAGCAUCGCCCAAGCCGCCGCAUGACAAUCUACGAUCCUGGACUAGGCGUACCGUCAGACAGUUACAAUUGCGGUGUGUAUGUGCUUCUUGCUUUUGAGUUAUUAUGUGGGGCUGGGCCACUUGGUCACGUGAACAAAAACAUCCUACAGCUCCUGCGAUACCGCUACAUGCGUAUGCUGAUCGAGGUGUGA